AUGUCUGCGGACGUGUGCGGGGACUUAGGGAACGAGAGGGCAGCCACCCACAAAAGAAACUCGGCGAGCAGUUUAAGGCCUCUUGAGGGUCACGAGCAGUCGAAGAAGGGCCUGGGUAGGGUAGGGCUGGAAAGCCUGAGAAGGGAGGACAGCAGGAAGCCUUCCGUCUACUCCUCCGAGUGCCGCCGAGAGUCCGGCCCCAAAGCCCAGACCCGCGGCGCAGGGCACGCCCCCGGGGCUCGCGAACUGGCCGGGACCGGAGGGGCCGGGCCGUGCGAGGCGGGGAAUCGGAAGUUUUCCGCGGAGGCGACGGAGCCACUGCGCAGGGCCGAGCGUUCUCCUCCCCGGGCUGCCCCGCUCCCAAGGCCCCGCCUGAGAGUCCAAAUCGCGGUUGCCGCGGGACUGGCCGGGCCGCGGGGUCUCCCGGGGCCCUCGGAUCACAGGGGGCUCCCGCCCGCGCCCUCCGCCCCUCUCCCCGCCGCCUCUAGCGGGCUCCGCGCGCGGCCGGCCGGAGAAGGGACGGGGAGGGGAAGUGUGGAAGUUGGGGCGUGUACCUCCAAGCACCCUGCGCGCCCCGCAGAGCCCCAGGAAGGCGGCGAGCAGGAAGAGGCAGCGGGCCCCGAGGCGCCCCAUCCCGCUGCAACAGCCCCGCGCCCCAAGCUCGCUCCCCGGUGGCGGCUGAGCUACCUGCGCCGGCCCCUCUCCGCCCCCGGCCGGGACCCGGAGCGGGACCUGGAGCGGGACCAGGGGGCGCCGCCCCCAACCAGCGCGGGGGCUGGGCCGGGGCAGGGAGAGCCGCCGGCAGCCCGCAGCUGUUGCGCUGCAUCACGCUCCGCCCGGCGCCGGGGUGCACGGUGCCGACACGCGGCGGGGCCAGAGCACCCUGGCAGACUCGGUACGGACAGAACACGAGUCGCCUGCCCUGCGCGGCUAGUUCUGCGGUGGAGUUUACUGUGCGUUCGGGCGCUGAUGAGAAAUGGAGAAUGGAGGGGGAAGCAUUCCUGGUGGAGGUAG
Rangifer tarandus platyrhynchus (Svalbard reindeer) is the source of this 1014-nucleotide messenger RNA. Lineage: Eukaryota; Metazoa; Chordata; Mammalia; Artiodactyla; Cervidae. The record is from the annotation of a GenBank genome assembly.